Molecule: messenger RNA, 5926 nt
Organism: Schistocerca gregaria
Lineage: Eukaryota; Metazoa; Arthropoda; Insecta; Orthoptera; Acrididae
Product: muscle-specific protein 300 kDa-like
Exons: 10
Coding region: 989-2119 (376 amino acids)
Source: RefSeq, a predicted model, not a curated record
CCAUUGAGUGCCAUCUAUCUGCAUUCCCUGUUCAUUUCCUCCAUGCUCACCAUCAGAUUUCCACAGGAGGCCAGACAAAUUUGUGCAUCCAUAUGCAAGAAGGUAGUUCCAUUCCCCAGCUGGACUAAUGAAAUUAUUUGAAUGCGUGGAAUCUGUCCUUUGCAGUGAUAACACACCUGCCUAGUAAGCAGCAAAUCUUGGGUUUGGAUCCUGGUCCGGUUCCACAUAAUGUCCCAAUGCAGCUGAUAGCAGUGAUUCUCUCUUUGCCUUUCCUUUCUUCCCCUCUCCACCUCCAAUUUACAUAUCGUGCAUAACAGCUUUGGAUUCUGUGUGGUGUCUGUUCUUUUGGACAUGUCCAAAAGAACAGAUACCCCCCAUUCAUAUAAUUUGAAAAGCCUAACUGUAUAGUCAGUCCACCUUCUUCAAUCUGAAUGCACAAACACAUUCUACCUCCCGUGGGAAUCUCAGAGGGCAAACAUGAAGGAAAUGGACAGGGACAGCAGAUAGCUGGUGCUCGAUGGAAACGUGGAUCUCCCGUGAAGUGUGCUGAGAUAGUCUGUGCAGUUGCAAUAACGCUGUGUCCUGGAUGGUGCAGUGGUUAAUGCACCUGCCUGGUAAGCAGAAAAUCUUGGGUUCAAAUCACAAUCUGGUCCAUAUAUUCACCUGUCACCCAUGAUUCCGCAUAAUGUCCUGAUGCAGCUGACAGCAGUGGUCCAAUCCCCUCCCCUUCAUUCCCUUUCCUUUCUUCUUUUCCUCCCCUCUCCACCUUCAAUUACUAAUUGUCUUGUCUAUAAAAGUACAUAGAACAGAUGAUAUUGGAGUCUACUUAUGAUGAAAAUGUGUGGGAUAAAAUAGCAACAGCUCUUUGAAAAUGCACAAAUUGAAAUGGUAUCAGUGACGAUGAUGCAGCUGUAGCAACAAUGAUAACUAAAGUACAAAGGAUGCUGCAUUGUAACACACAGUUGCUUUUAACAAGAGGGGUUAGGAAAUGGAGAGUGAAUAUGGAGGUACCUGUGAUCAGACAGAACUGAAAACCUUGCUUAAUGAAUUGGAAGUGUCUUAUAAAAUGCAGGAAAAAGAAGCUAAGUACCAUGUGAUCAAACUUCAAGAAGAGAGCUUAAAAGUGAAACAAAUCCUCUCAAAGAUAUCAUUGGUUGUCAGAUCUGCUGAACAGAAAGGAAAUAUUGAUGAUUAUCAAGCACUUUAUAAAAAGGCUAUCGAGGAACGAGAUGAAUAUAAACUGAAAGCUCACAAUCAGUCAUGUGCUAUAAUGAAAUUAGAAAGAGAGCUGUGUAAAAUAAAAAACGGUAUCUUGGACAACAAAAACGUUGGUUCAAAUAGUGCAUCAUAUUUGGAUAAGGAAAUUGAUUUUUUGCAUACAGAAAAUGCCUCUCUCAGAAAUGAACUCAAAUGCCUUAAAAACCUUCUAAGUGAUCAAGAGCGUUUGAAGAAAGAACUGUCUGACAGCAACUUGGAGAAUAUUUCUCUUAAAGAACAGAUUGUGAAUAAACAAACAGAGUUAAUGGAAAUGCAGUAUCAGUUUGACAGUAAACUGAAAAAAGUACAGACAGAAUGUGAACAACAUACAUUAAAUCUACAAAAGAAACUUUCAGAGUGUCAAGAACAACUAACAGAGGCCAAGAUUUCAAAGGAGUUGACAGAGAGUAAUCUGAAGGAGAAAUAUGAAUGUGCUUUGAAUAAAGUGAAAGAAAUGCAGCAGAAGCUUGAGAAAAUGGUUGACGAUAACGGAAAUGAAGGUAGAUGUAUAGUGGGCUCUCCACCAGACAAGUCUGAAAAUUCAGUCAAGAUGGCAAAUGAAUUUGCUGAAUCAAAUGGUUGUGAACAAACCAAGAUCACCACUGUUAUCACUACUACCAGAAGUAGCAGUAGUACCAUUACUACUACUGAAAAAGUUUUGAAGACCUCUUAUUCAUCAGAAGAUUCCCCAGAGAGGAAUGGUUCAGACAAAAAUAAUAAAAUAAAAUUGAAAAAAGGAGUAGCAGUGUGCCUUUUGGAUGAUGAAGAGCAGCCGGUGGUUAAAGAAGAGGAGAGGUCAGAUGACUGUGAGGAUGAGGAUUUGUCAGAAGAGGAAGUUGAUGAAAUAUGCAUCCUGUUAUGAAACCAACAUAGAAGCAGUGUGCCAGAAGAAAAUUUAUGUAUUCUGAGGAUGGUUCGACUGAAAGUGCUAUGCUUAUGGAUAGAAAUGUUAGCGCAAGUGCAUCUUGCAGCAAUGGAUAACAUUUUUCCCUGUAUGCAUGCAUAUGGUAUUAAGAAUAGCUUCAAAAAUGAGGCUGAGAUGCAGACCAUUACAGAAUAUUGUCACAUGUCAGAUAAGAGACAGAAGACACAUACUGAUAAAUGCAUGAUAAAGAUUGAGGUAGAUAAUGAUCAAGUUUAGACACUGUAGAAAAGAAAGGGAGUAGAGAGAGAGAGAGGGAGAGAUAAUGCAGAAAUAAUAUAAAUUUGCUUAUGCUGCAUCAAGAAUUAAUUUUAAAAAACAAGUCUUAAUAAUCCUAAAUAUGUAUCAAUGCAGAAGUUAGUACUGGUGUGUUUGUUAAAUACCUGCCCCAGUGGACAUCUUUUGUGUCACUAAUGGCACAUUAAAAAAGUCAGAUGAGUUACAAACUUGAUAUUUGAGAGUCAUAAGAGAAGACUAAAACAGUUGUUGUAAUCUAAUUUUUAAACUAGUCAUGUCCAUGUAGACAUAUUUGUCUUAUUUUUGAUGACAGGCACUUACGUUCAAAACAACGCUUCUGUUUGUGAAGGUUCUGUUUGUUUCAUUCCUUUCUUGUAAUUCAAAAUGACAAGCUUCUCUCAAAUGUUAUGAAAUGGAAAUUCCAUGAUGAAGAUAGGCCAACUUAAAAAACACACAAACUUGGUAGUUUUUUCUAGUUAAAAACAAAGCUUUCUUCAAACCAAAGUUUGGUUUGAAUACUGUUGGCCCCUACUAGGCAUGGUUCUAUUGGAUAUGGUAUUUGAACUCUGAAUCAUGUGCAACUUGGCCUUUGUCAUAUUAACAGAUCACUGACAGAGGUGAAAGAAAAAAGACUUGACAGAAUAGGUCUGAGGACUGAAUCAUGGAUUUUUGGACAUACUUCUAGUUUUGUACAUCGAAGAACAGAAGUCUCCCAUCUGCAGCUCUGGUAACACUGACCAUUGGGUGGUUGCCAGGGCAAAUGGGUUAGGCAGAUGGCUCUUCGCGGCAGUCUCAAAAUGUAGGUUAGAGAGGUAAAGGACAGAACAGUGUUGGUAAAGGAGAGAAUUUAUUUGGAAAUAGUAAGAGGAAAGGUUGAUGGCAAGGGAGUGUUGCAUAGGAUGGAUAGAUAUAGGUGUAUGGGAACAAAAUGAGUUUUAGGUCAGAGGGAUGUGGAAACAUAUGAUGUGCUGUGAGGGGAAGUUGUCUCCUGAAGAGCUUGAGGUAGCAACUGAUGAAGGAGGAGGGGGAGAUUCUUAUGAUUGUGUUAUUUAAGCAGCUGUUACCACUCAGGUUUUGUAGCUUGCAACUGUGCAGCAACUAGGUUGUUUAUGUGGGAAAGAAAUGGUAGUAUGAAGUAGGUGUUUUGCUAAACACAGGUUAGAGGCCUCACUAGUCCUGAGCUGUGACUGAUGCUAGUGAUGCUAGGAGCACAGACCAGGUAACUGGUGUCUUUAAGUGCAAGGUUGUCAGGUGAUGUGUUAGAAUACCGCUCCUUCCUCAGGGCUGAUAGAUUGGUGAAAGUUACAAGAGCUAGUCAUGAAGUUUUAAUUAUUACCUCAAAAAUAAAGUUAUGAAAUUAUUUUUUUUACUAUUUUUGGAUAUAUAUGUGGAGUCUCUGUACACACUGAAAUCCGCACUGUACUGUAGAAUGCUGCUAGAGUAGUCAAAAUGGAAUGAUACAGCAUGUCUCCAUCAUUCAUUUGGUUUUGACCUCUCUAGUGGUGUGGGGCAUUCUCAGUGUACCAGGGCUGCAGUUAUGUAUCAGAAAACAGACAAAACAUUAAUUACUUAUUUUAUUCUUUCAAAAUAAUUAAUAAAAUUUUGAGUAACCAUCAUAAUAGAGAAGAGCAGGUCUCUUAGAUCCCAGGAGGAGAUGGACACAUAAGUAGUUAGAACAAGCCUAGACCAAAGAAAGAAAGAUUACUGAAGACAUAAAAUGAUCACCACGUAUCAAAAUAGGCAAAAAUUGCAGGCAACGCUCAGACAGAACAACAGGUGAUGUCAGAAGGGCGGUUAAUUGUAUCAAGAGGAAAAUUCAGUCAAGAAAACUAUUGUAUUAUGAGACAGAAUUACUGGCCAAUACCCAUACAUUCAGGCAGAUGGGGGGGAUAUACACUUCUACACACAGAAAAAUUAAAGUACAUGACACUGUAACUCUGUCUUAGGUUUCAGAAUUGUCACUUUCUUCCUCAGGUAGGAAAGAAGGUUGGAAGUAAUGUUAAAAGGGCAAGACAGGUCACUAUGACUCAAAGAUGAUGGAGACGCACUAUAAUGAGGAUGAGGGUCAUAACUAUAGACAGGUCCCUCUUGUCCUUUGGACUGAGUGAUGUGUCUUCCUUUCUUUUAACUUUCCCCAAACUAUCCUUGCUUCUCCUCUAGGAAGGAGCUAGUAGUUCUGAAACUAGGCUAGUGUCAUCUAUUUAUACUUUUGUGUGUGUGUACCAGCAGUACUAAAAAUGAAACUUGUCACAGAGAGGAGAAGAGCAUUCGUUUGUGGGAUUUCAACAAAAGGCCAAUAACACUGUGUUUAUAAACAUACUUGAAACGCCACUGUAUGAAAGGGACUUGGUAAUUCUGUUUCCACAGUUUGUUAGUGGAUUGACACUUUGGUUUUAUGAGUAUUCAUCAACAGUUAAUUAUCUCCUCCCCCUGCACCUCCCCCCCCCCCCCCCCCCCUCUACAAGAAAAGUAAAGACUUACUGUUAUGUGGAAUUCUUAAUGAUAGUACAGAAAAAUCACUUGAAUCAUGAGUAUUUAUUAACUGGCAUUUAUUUCAUGGUGCUAUGUCAUAGCCAGAUCAGCUGUUAGCUGUGCCACAAGUAAGGCUCUGUCAGCUAGGAGCCAGAUGCCGACAUGAACAGAAAAUGUUUUUGCCGGAAACAGUUUAAUACACUGCCAGUAUUGCCUAAAAACAGAUUAUGCAUGUACGUGGCAUGAUUCAGUAAGUGCAAGUGAAAUGAUGCUUUACUGUGCCUUGUUAGCAGUGUUGUGUGACACUAUUGUUAGCAGUGGUAUUUUACUUUUGUACAGUGGAGGGAGCCUUGAUUGAAAUUGGAGAUACUGGGUUUCUAGCAGUGAAAAUAGAUGGCAGCAGCACAUAAAGUCACACGUUCAGAAUGAUUUUAAGAAACUGAAUUUAGUUGCUUUGAUGGCUAAAGUUAAGUGAUUGCACAUUUAGUUCUUGCUUGUAAAAGGAACACAUUUUGUAAAAUACCCAGUUUUGUUGAGUGUCUAUAAGAAUUGGGAACGUCUGUUCUAUCUGCAAAUAAUAAGUUCAGUUGUGCAUAUAGUAAUUAGAAUAUGGUGCAACCAGUGGAAAAAUGCUCCUUUUAGAGCACAAAAAAUGUGAAUAUGCUACACUUUUAAUUAACACUUGCUUUCCUUGGCUUUACUUUCAUACACUGAUUUUGUUCCUUAUAUUUGUUAUUGUUACUGCUACUAUUUUUCAUCACUGUUUUUUUAUUUCAAUUUUAUUUAAAUAGCUUUGUUGACCACAUAGCAACAUUGCUGAGUUUUUAACUGUUAACUAUACAUUCUAUUAUGUGAACUUUUUGAUAGUAUUGAUGUAAGCAUUCAAUCUGAAUGUUAAUAUAUAUUUUGCCAGUGAAACUUCAGCUGCUUUACCAAUUGUUUAUCUAUUAAAAUACAUUACUAUUCUUUGUGUUAACUUGACAUAAGUCUGUUAUUAUAUUUUUUACAAAUCUGAUAAUAAAGGAGUCAAAAUUACAA